Messenger RNA from Falco peregrinus (peregrine falcon), 8316 nucleotides. It is a transcript of the gene SDK2, whose product is annotated as sidekick cell adhesion molecule 2. The record is from RefSeq and is a predicted model, not a curated record. The transcript is spliced from 45 exons. Gene Ontology annotation, molecular function: protein binding. NCBI's taxonomy places the organism in Eukaryota, Metazoa, Chordata, Aves, Falconiformes, Falconidae. Bases 682 to 7296 code for a protein of 2204 amino acids.
GCCGCGGCUCACACUGCCGCCGCGCCGCGCAGGAGGAGCAGGCAGCCGGCCGGAGCGCCGAGAGGGGACGGCGCGGCGCCGCCAGCCCGCCCGCCGAGCACGGCCGGCGGCUCCGAGCGGGACCCCGCGCCGCUGCCCGCCGCCGCCGCACUUUCUCCGUUCCCCCGCGGGUGCCGGGGCGCAGCAAGGAGGCAAGGGGGAGGAAGAGAGCCCCGGCGCCGGUGAUGUCCCUAGGCAGGAGCUGAGCGCUGGGGAGGGGCCGCCUGCCGCCCCAGGCCCCCGGCCCCCAAACUUUUGGGCGGCUGCGGGAGCGGCCCCCAUGGUGCCCCCCCCCAGGGCCAGCGCGCAGCCCUGCGCUUCCCGUCCCCCUCCCUGACGCGGGGCGCAACGCCCGGGGAGGAGCCCGGCUGCCAGCCCCGCUCCGGAUUUGGGGGUCCCGGCUCCGCACGUCCCCGGGGAAGUUGCACGUGGUGGGGAGCUGCCCGCGGACGCCCCCCAGCCCCACCAGGAGCCUUUGACCCCGCCGUCUCCACCUCCCUCUGAGCAGCGCUGCUGCGGGGGUCCCUGCGCCGGAGCCCGGAGGACGCCGCGGUGCCCGGCCGGCAGCGGGGACCGGUGCCGCAGCCGCCCGGAUUAUAGAGUCGGGGAAGUUGGCCCCCCGCACCCCGUCUCGGCGGAGCCAUGGCCCGGCUGCGGAGCUGGGGGCUGCUGUGCUUCGCGGUGCUCGCCAUGCCCGGCCCCCCGGGAGCCGGCGCCCAAGACGAUGUCUCCCCAUACUUUAAGACGGAACCAGUGCGGAGCCAGGUCCAUCUGGAGGGGAACCGCCUGGUCCUGACGUGCAUGGCAGAGGGCAGCUGGCCCCUCGAGUUCAAGUGGCUGCACAACAGCCGGGAGCUGACCAAGUUCUCCCUGGAGUACCGGUACAUGAUCACGUCGCUGGACCGCACACAUGCCGGCUUCUAUCGCUGCAUUGUCCGCAACCGGAUGGGAGCCCUGCUGCAGCGCCAGACCGAGGUGCAGGUGGCCUACAUGGGGAGCUUCGAGGACAGCGAGACACAGCAGAGCGUGUCCCAUGGGGAGGCGGCUGUCAUCCGUGCACCCCGCAUCGCCAGCUUCCCCCAGCCGCAGGUCACCUGGUUUCGUGAGGGCCGGAAGAUCUCCCCCAGCAGCCGCAUAGCCAUCACGCUGGAGAACACCCUCGUUAUCCUCUCCACGGUGGCCCCGGACGCAGGGCGUUACUACGUGCAGGCGGUGAAUGACAAGAACGGGGACAACAAGACGAGCCAGCCCAUCACGCUGACCGUGGCCAAUGUGGGUGGCCCGGCUGAUCCCAUCGCACCUACCAUCAUUGUCCCACCCAGGAACACCAGUGUGGUGGCCGGGACCUCAGAGGUGACUAUGGAGUGCGUGGCCAAUGCCAGGCCACUGAUCAAGCUGCACAUCAUCUGGAAGAAGGAUGGGGUGCCCCUCUCCAGCGGCAUCAGUGACUACAGCCGCCGGCUCACCAUCCUCAACCCCGUGCUGAGUGACAGCGGCUACUACGAGUGCGAGGCUGUGCUCCGCAGCAGCAGCGUGCCCGCCGUGGCUGAGGGCGCCUACCUCUCUGUCCUGGAGCCACCACAGUUCAUCAAGGAGCCGGAGAGGCACAUCACAGCCGAGAUGGAGAGGGUGGUGGCCAUCCCCUGCCAAGCCAAAGGCGUGCCCCCCCCCGAGAUGGCCUGGUACAAGGACGCUGCCCUCAUCCACCUGGAGAAGCUGUCCCGCUUCCAGCUCCUGGCAGAUGGCAGCCUGCAGAUCAGUGGGCUGGUCCCCGACGACACCGGCAUGUUCCAGUGCUUCGCCCGCAAUGCGGCUGGCGAGGUGCAGACCACCACGUACCUGGCCGUGACCAGCAUCGCACCCAACAUCACCAGGGGUCCUCAGGACAGCACGGUGAUUGAUGGCAUGUCUGUAAUCCUCAACUGCGAGACCUCGGGGGCUCCACGCCCGGCCAUCACGUGGCAGAAAGGGGAGCGGAUCCUGGCCAGCGGCUCGGUGCAGCUGCCGCGUUUCACCUUGCUGGAGUCGGGCAGCCUGCUCAUCAGCCCUGCGCACCUCGCUGACGCCGGCACCUACACGUGCCUGGCCACCAACUCCCGUGGCGUGGAUGAAGCAUCUGCCGACCUGGUUGUCUGGGCAAGGACACGUAUCACCGACCCGCCGCAGGACCAGAGUGUCAUCAAAGGGACCAAGGCUGUCAUGAGCUGUGGGGUCACCCACGACCCCAGUGUGGAUGUCAGGUACAUCUGGGAGAAGGAUGGGGCACCGCUGAGCCCGGAGAGCGGCCCAAGGGUGCGCCUGGACAAGAUGGGCAGCCUCCACAUCUCCCAGACCUGGUCGGGUGACAUCGGCACCUACACCUGCAAGGUGGUCUCAGCCGGGGGCAACGAUUCACGCAGUGCCCACCUCCGUGUCCGGCAGCUCCCCCACGCCCCUGAGAGCCCCGUGGCCACCCUCAGCCCCCUGGAGAAACGGGCCAUCAACCUUACCUGGGCCAAGCCCUUCGACGGCAACAGCCCCCUGCUCCGCUACAUUGUGGAGGUCUCCGAGAACAAUGCGCCCUGGACUGUGCUGCUGGCCAGUGUGGACCCCGAGUCAACAACGGUGGCGGUGCAGGGCUUGGUCCCUGCUCGGUCCUACCAGUUCCGCCUCUGCGCCGUGAACGACGUGGGCAGGGGGCAGUUCAGCAAGGACACGGAGAGGGUGUCCCUGCCCGAGGAGCCCCCCUCCGCACCCCCUCAGAAUGUCAUCGCCAGCGGCCGCACCAACCAGUCCAUCAUGAUCCAGUGGCAGCCGCCCCCCGAGAGCCACCAGAACGGUGUCCUCAAGGGUUACAUCAUCCGAUACUGCCUGGCUGGGCUGCCUGUGGGCUACCAGUUCAAGAACAUCACCAAUGCUGACGUCAACAACCUACUCCUGGAGGACCUCAUCAUCUGGACCAACUAUGAGAUCGAGGUGGCGGCAUACAACAGCGCUGGCCUGGGGGUGUAUAGCAUGAAGGUGACCGAGUGGACUCUGCAGGGAGUCCCCACGGUGCCUCCGGGGAACGUGCAGACUGAGGCCACCAACUCCACCACCAUCCGCUUCACCUGGAACCCCCCCAGCCCCCAGUUCAUCAACGGCAUCAACCAGGGGUACAAGCUCAUCGCCUGGGAGCCGGAGCACGAGGAGGAGGCGGCGGUGGUGACAGUGCGGCCCAACUUCCAGGACAGCAUCCACGUGGGCUACGUGGUGGGGCUGCGGAAAUUCACCGAGUACUUCACCUCGGUGCUGUGCUUCACCACACCGGGGGACGGCCCGCGCAGCCCCCCCCAGCUGGUGCGCACCCACGAGGAUGUGCCUGGUCCCGUGGGACAUCUCAGCUUCAGUGACAUCCUGGACACGUCCCUGAAGGUCAGCUGGCAGGAACCACUGGAGAAGAACGGCAUCCUGACAGGCUACCGGAUCUCCUGGGAGGAGUACAACCGCACCAACACACGGGUCACCCAUUACCUGCCCAAUGUCACCCUGGAGUACCGCGUCACCGGCCUCACCGCCCUCACCACCUACACCAUCGAGGUGGCUGCCAUGACCUCCAAGGGCCAGGGCCAGGUCUCCUCCUCCACCAUCUCCUCGGGGGUGCCACCAGAGCUCCCCGGUGCCCCCACCAACCUGGGCAUCUCCAACAUUGGACCCCGCUCUGUCACCCUCCAGUUUCGCCCGGGCUACGAUGGCAAAACCUCCAUCUCCCGCUGGCAGGUGGAGGCACAGGUGGGCCAGAGCGGCGAGGCCGAAGAGUGGGGGCUCAUCCACCAGCUGGCUAACGAGCCCGAUGCCCGCUCCAUGGAGGUGCCCAACCUGAAGCCCUUCACCUACUACAGUUUCCGCAUGCGGCAGGUGAACAUCGUGGGCACCAGCCCCCCUAGUCUGCCCUCCCGGAGGAUCCAGACCCUGCAGGCCCCCCCGGACAUGGCACCUGCUAACGUCACCCUGAGGACAGCCAGCGAGACCAGCCUGUGGCUGCGCUGGAUGCCCCUCCUGGAGCAGGAGUACAACGGGAACCCCGACUCAGUGGGCUACAGGAUCCGCUACGUGCGCUCAGACGGGCGAGGGCAGGCAGCGGUGCACGUCAUCCAUGACCGUGUGGAGCGGGAGUACACCAUCGAGGACCUGGAGGAGUGGACUGAGUACCGGGUGCAGGUCCAAGCCUUCAAUGCCAUCGGCUCGGGGCCCUGGAGCCACUCGGUGGUGGGACGCACCCGGGAGUCAGUGCCCUCCUCUGGCCCCAGCAACGUGUCAGCACUGGCCACCUCCUCCAGCAGCAUGCUGGUCCGAUGGAGCGACAUCCCUGAGGCAGACUGCAAUGGCCUCAUCCUGGGCUACAAGGUGAUGUACAAGGAGAAGGACUCGGAUGUGCGUGCCCGGUUCUGGCUGGCGGAGGGCAAUGCCUCCCGCAGUGCCCAGAUGACCGGGCUGGGUAAAUACACGCUGUACGAGAUCCGUGUGCUGGCCUUCACCAGGAUCGGUGACGGCGUGCCCAGCCGGCCUCCCAUACUCGAGCGGACACUGGAUGACGUGCCCGGCCCCCCCGUGGGGAUCCUCUUCCCUGAAGUGAGGACCACCUUGGUGCGGCUCAUCUGGCAGCCGCCCGCAGCACCCAAUGGCAUCAUCCUGGCGUACCAGGUCACCCACCGCCUCAACACCACCACGGUCAAUGCAGCCGCUGUGGAGGUGCUGGAGCCCAGCGCCCGGCAGUACACAGCCACCGGCCUCCAGCCCGAGGCCACCUACCUCUUCCGCAUCGCGGCACAGACCCGCAAGGGCUGGGGCGAGGCGGCCGAAGCCCUCGUGGUGACUACAGAGAAGAGAGACCGCCCGCAGCCCCCCGGGAAGCCGCUGGCGCAGCAGGAGGAGGUACGAGCCCGCAGCGUGCUGCUCUCCUGGGAGCCGGGCAGCGACGGGCUCUCCCCCGUCCGCUACUACACUGUGCAGACCCGCGAGCUGCCCGACGGCAAGUGGGCACUACACUCCGCCUCUGUCAGCCGCAACACCACCGCCUUCGUCGUGGACCGGCUGAAGCCCUUCACCUCCUACAAGUUCCGCGUGAAGGCGACGAAUGACAUCGGGGACAGCGAGUACAGUGAGGAGUCGGAGUCGCUCACCACCCUGCAGGCGGCCCCCGAGGAAGCCCCCACCAUCCUCUCCGUCACCCCACACACCACCACAUCAGUGCUCAUCCGCUGGCAGCCCCCGGCCGAGGACAAGAUCAAUGGGAUCCUGCUGGGUUUCCGUCUCCGCUAUCGUGAGCUGGUGUACGACAGCCUGCGCGGCUUCACCCUGCGCAGCAUCGGCAGCCCUGGCACCACGUGGGCCGAGCUCACCCCCAUCUACGCCGUGCACAACCUCAGCGAGGUCUCCCUCACCCAGUACGAGCUGGACAACCUGAACAAGCACCGACGCUACGAGAUUCGCAUGAGCGUGUACAACGCUGUGGGCGAGGGCCCCCCCAGCCCCCCUCAGGAGGUCUUUGUGGGUGAAGCGGUGCCAACUGGUGCGCCACAGAACGUGGCGGUACAGGCAGCCACAGCCACCCAGCUGGAUGUCACCUGGGAACCGCCACCCACCGAGAGCCAGAACGGGGACAUACAGGGCUACAAGAUCCACUUCUGGGAGGCCCAGCGCCAGAACGAGAGCGCACGGGUGAAGACACUUUUCAUGCCUGAGAAUGGGGUGAAGCUGAAGAAUCUGACGGGGUACACCUCCUACUGGGUCAGCGUCGCCGCCUUCAACGCCGCAGGAGACGGGCCCCGCAGCACCCCCAUCAAGGGGCGGACGCAGCAGGCAGCUCCCAGUGCCCCCGGCUCCAUCCGGUUCAGCGAGCUGACCACCACCUCGGUGAAUGUGUCCUGGGAGCCACCACCGCUGCCCAACGGCAUCCUCGAGGGCUACAGGCUGGUCUAUGAGCCCUGCAUGCCCGUGGACGGUGUCAGUAAGAUUGUGACAGUGGACGUGAAGGGCAACAGCCCACUGUGGAUGAAGGUGAAGGACCUGGCAGAGGGUGUGACAUACCGGUUCCGGAUCCGGGCCAAAACCUUCGCCUACGGGCCGAACGUUGAGGCAAACAUCACCACGGGGCCUGGGGAAGGUGCCCCUGGCCCACCUGGUGAGCCCUUCAUCUCCCGCUACGGCUCAGCUAUCACCAUCCACUGGUCAAGCGGGGACCCCGGCCAAGGGCCCAUCACCAGAUACGUUAUCGAAGCCCGUCCUUCAGAUGAGGGACUCUGGGAUAUCCUCAUCAAAGACAUCCCCAAGGAAGUGACCUCCUACACCUUCAGCAUGGACAUCCUGAAGCAGGGGGUCAGCUAUGACUUCCGUGUCAUCGCUGUGAAUGACUAUGGCUAUGGGACCCCCAGCACACCUUCUCCCUCCGUGUCAGCCCAGAAAGCCAACCCGUUCUACGAGGAGUGGUGGUUCCUGGUGGUCAUCGCCCUGGUAGGGCUCAUCUUCAUUCUCCUGCUUGUCUUCGUGCUCAUCAUCCGUGGGCAGAGCAAGAAGUAUGCCAAGAAGUCAGACUCAGCCCCCCUGUGCAGAGUCCAGGCCCCCCCUGACUGUGCUGCCUGGGGAGGGUCUGGGGGAGGCUCAGCAUCCCGUCCCCCAGGGAACAGCUCCAAGGCGACCGCUCUGAGCCACGGUGAGAUGGUGAGCCUGGAUGAGGGCAGCUUCCCCGCCCUGGAGCUCAACAACCGGCGCCUCUCUGUCAAGAACUCCUUCUGCCGGAAAAAUGGCAUCUACACCCGGUCCCCGCCGCGGCCCAGCCCUGGCAGCCUCCACUACUCGGACGAGGAUGUGACCAAGUACAACGACCUGAUCCCCGCCGAGAGCAGCAGCCUGACAGAGAAGCCCUCCGAGGUCUCCGACUCUCAGGGCAGUGACAGCGAGUACGAGGUGGACCCCGGCCACCAGAAAGCUCACUCCUUUGUCAACCACUACAUCAGCGAUCCCACCUACUACAACUCGUGGCGGCGGCAGCAGAAGGGCAUCUCACGGGCGCAGGCGUACAGCUACACUGAAAGCGACUCAGGGGAGCCUGACCACGCACCCCUCUCCAACAGCACCUCCACGCAGCAAGGCAGCCUCUUCCGCCCCAAAGCCAGCAGGACUCCCACCCCCCAGACACCCGGCAACCCCCCCAGCCAGCCCGGUACCCUCUACCGCCCACCCAGCAGCCUGGCCCCUGGCUCCAGAGCCCCCAUCGCUGGAUUUUCUUCUUUCGUUUGAUAUUUAAACAGAAGCAAAAACAAACAGGAGGAAAAAAUUAGAAAAAAAUAAAAAAGAAAAAAGAAAACCCCCAAGAAAUUAAGGAAAAAUUAAAAAUCGGCAAGGGGGAGAAGAGGAGGAGGAAGAGGUGGAGAGGCCGAAGGGCCCCAGGCAUGGCAGUGGUGCCAUGGUGGGCAGCGGCCCCAGGUUCAGGCUCGGUGCCGCAGCGGGUGCUUUGCUUCCUCGGCAGAGCCGGAACAGAACGCCGAGCGCCUUCCCUGGGGCUGGGGAGCAAAACCCAGCUCCUCUUCUUGGCCAAAGCUUUCUGUGCUAUGGAGCCCUUGGCUGAGCUGGGGCAGGAGGACUCGGCGUGCCAGCAGGAUUGCAGGGACUUUGCCCUUGGCACCUGCUGGGCUGGGCGCAGGGGGUCUUGCCAUGCCAAACCCCAGCCCCUUUGUUUGCAGCUCCCCCGGGACAUGGAACAAGUGGUGACACGGAGACCCCAGCUGCAGAGAGGAAGAGGAGCUCUGCUGAUCUUAAAACCUCUGGACAUGAAACCCCCACCCUGGACCCCCCAGCCUCUGCGAGAAGAGGGCACCCACUGUGCUAGGAACCCAGGGGACAAUUAAUUCUUAUCCUCGUUUGUGCCUGGCCCAGCACAGCCCCCCUAGGAGAAGCCAGGACUGGAACGCCAGGAGAGCCGACCAGGGUGCAUAUGGUGCUGAUGUCCCCCCCCCCAGUUUUGCACCCUGGGGCUGUGCAGGGGCACGGGUGAGGGCUCAGAGGGGGCGAUGCAGUGACUGUAGCCACCCCUCUGCGUUUCUCGUGGUUUGGGGAUUUUUUAAAUGGGGUUUUGUGCAGAGGCCUGGGACCAUAACGGGCAUGCAGGGGUGGCAAUGCCUGGGGAGGGAGGUCUGUGGCUGGGGGCAUUUUGGUGGUCUCUGCAUAGCAAAACCCCUGCAGUGCCUACCGGUGAGCCAGGCACCAGCCCGGUGGGGCCGCGGCACCCGGGCUGAACCGAGGGAGAUGCCAAUAAACAGC